Messenger RNA from Salvia hispanica, 927 nucleotides. RefSeq names its product putative F-box/LRR-repeat protein 9. Gene Ontology annotation, molecular function: protein binding. Lineage: Eukaryota; Viridiplantae; Streptophyta; Magnoliopsida; Lamiales; Lamiaceae. The record is from RefSeq and is a predicted model, not a curated record.
AUGUUGAGCACAGUAAAGACCGUAAUCGUAACUGAACCUUCAAUUCCCACAGUUGCAUCUUCAUCAGUCCUGCAUCGGCUUCCACCAUUGCCGUCGUGGACUGAACUGCCAGAUGAUUUGACGGCGAAUAUCUUGCAAAGGCUUCACACCGAAGAGAUACUGGUGACUGCGCAGGAAGUGUGUAGCACAUGGUGGAGAGUCUGCAAGAAUCCGAACAUGUGGCGCAUCAUGGAUUUGGAUCAUGAACAUUGUCGUCGGUAUGGGCUCAAAGAAUUUAAGAACAUUUGUCGUUGCGCAGUUGAUCUUAGCCAGGGGAAAUUGGUCGAGCUAAAGCUGACCGGUUUAGCAGUGGAUUUGUCGAUAAACUACGCAACCGAGCGAUCAAGUCAGCUGCGAUGCCUGACACUAUCAGAGUCUCAAAUAAUGGGGUAUGUUUUGCCUGAGGCAAUCAAGAAACUCCCGCGAUUGGAAGAGUUGCACCUCUGCGUGAUGCUAAUCCCUAAUCCCACAGAUUUGGAAACCAUUGGCAUUUCUUGCCCAAUGUUGAAAUCAUUCACAUAUAGAAACCAUUGGGUUGUGAAUCUAGACGUUUCAGAGCAUGUCGUAGCAAUUGGGAAAACCAUGCCUAAUCUGCAUCAUCUCCAACCUUGUGGAAAGUGGAUAGAAAAUAGGGGACUAGAAGCAAUUCUGGAUGGAUGCCCCCACCUCGAAUCACUUGAUCUUGGGAGAUGCAAAGGUCUUGAUAUGCAAGGUGCUUUAGUCAAAAGAUGUUUCGAGCAAAUAAAAGAUCUGAGGCUCCGUCCUGUGUCUCCACCCUCUAUCAGCUAUCAAGAUGGGGAUUAUGACAGUGAUUCGUCAUAUUAUGAUAUCUACAGUUCCAGUGAUAGCGAUGAAGAAAAUGAUAGUAUUCAUUAUGAAUAUAAUUAG